Lactuca sativa (garden lettuce) is the source of this 1644-nucleotide messenger RNA. Its product is annotated as GDSL lipase. Gene Ontology annotation, molecular function: lipase activity. The record is from RefSeq and is a predicted model, not a curated record. NCBI's taxonomy places the organism in Eukaryota, Viridiplantae, Streptophyta, Magnoliopsida, Asterales, Asteraceae.
AUAUAAAAUAGUAGAAAAACUGUUGAAAUAAUGACUAAAAAAAUGUUCCUUUUUAAAUCAAAGUCAACGACAACAACAACAACAAACUAGACCAAAUUUGCUCUUUACUCUAAAUUUAACUACUCUUAGUGAAGGUUGAAGAUGAUCAGCUUCAGACAUAUGGCAGUUGCUAAAAGCGAUUUGGGAUUCCGACUUGUUGUUUCGUGUUUGUUCCUCCUCUUAACAGGUUGCCAGAGUUCUCAGGGGCAUUUCAACAAACAUGCUGCGAUCUUCAUUUUUGGAGAUUCACUUUUCGAUCCUGGAAACAAUAACUACAUAAACACUGGUCCGGGCUUCCAAGCAAAUUUUUGGCCAUAUGGAGAAUCAUACUUCAAUCCGCCAAGUGGAAGAUUCUCUAAUGGUCGUCUCAUCUCUGAUUUCAUCGCUGAAUAUGCUGGAUUGCCUCUCAUUCCUGCGUAUCUCGACCCCCAUUAUAAUGAAUUUCUGUAUGGAGCAAACUUUGCUUUAGGGGGCGCUGGUGCCUUAGUUGAAACCAAUACGAAAAAUUUCGUACUUGAUCUCAAAACACAGCUACAAUAUUUCUCCGAUUUAGAAAAACGUUAUAGGAAAGAUUUAGGUGAUGUGAAAGCCGAGCAGCUGUUGUCCGAUGCUGUUUACUUGUUUACCUGCGGAUGCAACGACUAUCUUGCCCUCACCUCCAACAACCUAAGUAAUCUUCAUGACGAGGAGUAUGUGGGAAUGGUGAUUGGAAACUUGACCGAUGUGUUCAAGGGAAUCUAUGAAAAAGGUGGGAGGAAGAUUGGUAUUGGUACGAUCCCACAAUUAGGUUGCUUGCCUUAUGUUUGUGCACAACAACCAGGCAAUACCUGCAACGAAGAACUUAACGCAAUAUCGAGUCUACACAAUCACGCAUUUUCCAAGAAAUUACAAGAGCUGACACAACAAUUUGAAGGAUUCAUGUUUGCAAACUAUGAUCACUCGACUGCUCUUAGCGAACGGAUGAAGAACCCAUCAAAAUAUGGUUUUAAGGUAGGAGAUAGUUCGUGUUGUGGUAGUGGUCCUUUACGAGGGAUUUAUAGUUGUGGAGGCAAAAGAGGACUAGGAGUGUUUGAAUUGUGUGAUAAUCCUGACGAUUAUGUCUUCUUCGAUGCCCCUCAUCCUAGUGAAGCAGCAUGUCGCCAAUUCGCAGAGCUGUUUUGGAACGGAGAUUCCAAAGUCACAUCACCUUACAAUUUAAAAUCCUUGUUUCACGGUAGGAUGUCAAAAUGUCCAAUGUGACUCGAACACGUAGGAUCCCGAUUCCGUAUGAAGGAUAUUUGUUAAAAAUAUUAAGGGCUUGGUUAAUCUUCGUCUUAAUUUUGGAGGCGGGACAGGGGUAGGAGUCACGUCCCAAGCCCCAAUGUGGGCCCGUUAAUAUAUAUAUAUAUAUAUAUAUAUAUAUAUAUAUAUAUAUAUAUAUAUAUAUAUAUAUAUAUAUAUAUACACACACACACACACACACAGACACACACACACACACACUAGAUGUGUACCCGUAUAAAACGACGACGAUAAAUAGCUCUUUUGGAGAAUAGUUUUCUUAUGAGGAAAUAUUUAUUAGAUUUUAUUAUUAGUUAUUAUGUAAAAACAAUUACCACUUUUAAA